Linum trigynum is the source of this 2641-nucleotide messenger RNA. NCBI's taxonomy places the organism in Eukaryota, Viridiplantae, Streptophyta, Magnoliopsida, Malpighiales, Linaceae. The record is from the annotation of a GenBank genome assembly.
UCUCAAAAAAGGGGAAAAAGGGACAAACAGAACAGAAGAUAGAAGACUUCGUCCAACCAGAAAACAAAAGAAAUACAGACAGAGCCGGAAGGAGUCCUCCGGCCGCCCUCUUCACCAGUCGUAACUUCUGCUUGCUAACUUGAAGGAUUUCGUUUUUCGUUAACCUCUUUCCUUCUCCUUCGUCUUCUUCUUCUUCUGCAUCUGCGAGAAUUGUGGAAAUUUGUGGUUUCCCCAACUCCCGUUUGCAUCUUACUUUCUCUCCAAUCCGAUCCACAAUUCGCGUGCUGAUUCCAGUUCGUCGUCGCUGCGCAACUCGUCCGGCGCCGCCUUCAGUGAGCGACUGAACUCUCUCCCGCCCACUGGUUUCCUUCUUCGUUCUGUUCCUUGUGUUUGGAGUUUCUCUCGAUCUGCUUCGUUAAUUUUCCCCGCUUCCGGGGGAUCAGUCUCAGUCAUGUUCUAUGGUUCAAUUGUAUGGGAUCCAUGGCUUAUCGUCGCCCAAAUCGUGUGCCUUCAAUGCCUCUACUACCUCACCCUCGGAUUCUUCCUAUCCGUUUUCGUUGGCACCCGCGUUUCCCGACUGAGUCUCGUCUAUUUCUUUGAUUUCGUCACCGUCACCGCGUCUUCCGUCACUGGAUGGUGCGUUAUCGCCUCCUUCUUGCUCAGCUCCCUCGCCGGGUAAGCAGUUUUCACCCCCCUUUGUUUCCUCCUGGCUGGCCACUGAUAGGAUAAUGCUUUAGUGUCUUGUACCUAGUUGCCUUGGUAUGUGAUGGAUUGUCUACUUGUGUAUCUGUUCUAGAUUUCUAUGCAGACUGUAGUUGGUAUUUCGUAGGAGGCUUGUAAUGGUCGGAUCAUUUUUAACUGUCCCAAUGAGCUGUGCUUAUCAUUUGGGCAGCAUCCGGUUAGGUACUUGCUUCAGUGUUCUGACUUCAAGAGGGUAGUGUGUUAUAUGUCAUUUUGAGUUGGUUAAUCUUCAAAGAGUGUUGUUUAGUUGGAUGAUAUCUCUCCAGCGUCAGUUCAUUUGAACUUGGUGUUUGCUCAGAGUUGUCAAGUUCACGACUUUUACCUAGUUCUUACUUUUGGAGACUUGAAAGUAGAGUUCCGGAGGGAAAAGAAAGUCAUGGAACAUCUUUAAUUCAAUGUUAUGGCAAGAAUUAGCAUUCUUGGCACAAUAUCCUUCAUUUGGUAGUCAAUGGCCAUGUGUGGCUCGAACUUGAUUUCGAUUCUGGUACUGACUGAAAUGAGUAUGUGGAAUCUGAUGCUCUCCUAAUAAUCUUAGCUUGUUUUCUUUACUGGAUAUUUAGAUCAUAUGAACACAAGAGGUUGUUUACAAACUGGUUAUGGCUAUGCAUUUAUGUGGGUAAGAGUUAUGAAUUGCAUACUAUGAACUUGGAUUCAUCAUUUCAUCAAUUUCGGCAUGCCUCAGUCCAACCUAAACUGGCAUCGAGACCACAGGCCAACCUCGUGUGGACUCUAUAUAUUGCUAGCUUUGAUGGGAAGCUGGAAUGAGCACCAAAACUCUAAAGUGCCGAGUUGGCAGCUUUGACAUCAAAAGCAUAAGAAAAACGGGGGUGGCUUAUGUUUUUGGGUGCAUAGCACAGGCCCCCUGCAUUAUUAUGCCGCAUACACAAUUUAUGAUGGGUUGAACCUACUAUUUACUUCCUUUCGUUACAUACUUGCUUAAUUGAAACUGAUGCUUCUUUUUCUUAAUUGUCUGCUUGACUGUAUUCUUAGAUUGUAAGUUUUGCAGCAACUUUUGACGGUGUUUCUUCUUUGAAACUGUCAUCCUUGUUUUUACUUGCAUUGGUUUGUAGCUUAUUCUUCAUGAAUUCUUAUGUUAGAUAUGAGUAGGAGUCAUAGGCGGAUAAAAGCCCUAUGCAUUUCAUUUUGUGGCAUUGCUUAUAUUUGUUUUUCUGUGCAGCGCUGGAUUUAUGCUUUAUUUGAUUGAGAGGGCAAAGAAGUGCUUAGACUUUUCAGCAACCGUCUACAUCAUCCAUCUCUUUAUAUGCUUGAUAUAUGGGGGAUGGCCUUCUUCUCUGACAUGGUGGGUUGUGAACCUCACUGGACUUGCAGUGAUGGCAUUGCUAGGCGAAUACCUUUGCAUUAGGCGUGAACUACGAGAAAUCCCUAUUACCCGAUAUCAUCGACCAAGUAAGUUUUUUUUUUCCCUUGCAACAUAAGCUUGCUUCAUCAAAUACUACUGGGAAAAUUCUCCUUCUAUAAUCCUUGAGUCCCCAAGUUAUAGGAGGUUUGCAUUUCUUGAUCUGGGUUAUGGUGGACACUAGCAUUUUGGAAAAUCAGAAAAGUUGUUCCUCUAAUUUUUGUAAUUCUUAGCCCUUGACUUCUUCAAAGUAGCUGGUUUGAUUGAUAAGUUACUCAUGUCCAUUUCCAUGUUAUUGGCCCAUGUUUCAUCUGUACACAAGUAGAUUUGUGAUAUAGGAGCAUGUCUUACAUUCGGUUGGACAAACAUUUUUAGUGUUGCUGUUAGGCAUCCUACCGCUCCUUUCUUUUCUGAGUUUUGAUGCUAUCUGCCUAUUUCCUUUGGUCCUUUAAUCUUGGUAAAAAAAAAAAUUUCAUGAUCCUGAUGGAACUACAUUGAACGAGGUAGUUGAAAAAUCCGUGUAAAUGAAGUGUUUGUUCCAUU